This is a messenger RNA of Rodentolepis nana, 6756 nucleotides long. Lineage: Eukaryota; Metazoa; Platyhelminthes; Cestoda; Cyclophyllidea; Hymenolepididae. The record is from the annotation of a GenBank genome assembly.
GUUCAACGAGAAGUUCCGGAGUCGCCCAUUUUCGUCAUGAAGUGCAUGGAACAUGUACGACAUUUGGAAGUCCAACUCCUUGCUGAUCAAUACGGCGAAGCAAUCAGUCUGUACGGUCGUGACUGUUCAGUUCAGCGACGACAUCAGAAAAUACUUGAAGAAGCGCCUUGUGUUGUCGCACCUAAAUCCGUUUUUGACGCCAUGGAGAGGGAUGCUAUUAGAAUGGCGAAAUUAGUGGGUUACUGUAGUACCGGCACUGUUGAAUAUCUCUACAAUCCUCGUACUCAAGAGUACUUCUUCCUAGAACUCAAUCCACGACUUCAAGUUGAGCACCCUUGUACAGAAGUUGUUUCGGGUGUCAAUCUUCCUGCAUGCCAAUUGCAGAUCGCAAUGGGAAUUCCCCUUAUUCGGAUCAAGGAUAUUCGUCAACUCUUUGGACUUACCAAUUCUACCGUUUUAUCAAUGUCCCUUAGUGAUAAUCUUCACCUCCGCCACCCACCCUCAUCACAUGUAAUUGCGGUAAGGAUUACAAGUGAAGACCCAGAUGAGGGAUUUAAACCCCAUUCGGGAGAUGUCUUCGAAUUGAAUUUCAAGAGUAGUCGCUCUGUUUGGGGCUACUUCAGUGUUGGUACUGUGGGUGGUAUUCAUGAAUUUGCGGAUUCGCAAUUCGGUCAUUGUUUCUCGGCUGAAUCGUCAAGAGAAGAGGCUAGAGAUUAUCGAAUGUCAAUGAAUAUUUGGCCUCCUGUUAAUUCUGUUUUAAUGAGGUUGAUUUUCCGUAUCCUUUCAAGGAACAUGGUCCUCGCCUUGAGAGAACUCCUUAUUCGUGGGGAUUUCCGUACCACUGUCGAAUAUCUUAUCAAGAUUCUUGAGUCCGAUGCCUAUACACGCAACGAAAUUGAUACGGAAUGGUUGGACUCUCUCAUUGCUCAAAAAGACAAAUCAGAUAAACCAGACGUGCUCAUGGGUGUAAUGUGCACAGCUCUGCACAUAGGCUAUAAUGCCCUUGAGAAGGCCACUAAGAACUUCCAUGCACACGUUGAAAGGGGCCAAUUCAUACCUACCAAUGAACUCACCAAUAUCGUAGAUGUCGUAUUGAUUGCUGACGGAGUUAGAUAUGUUCUGCAGGUUGUUCGAACAGGCAAGACCUCCUUUCAUCUGAUAACGAAUGGAGGUCUACAAUCGGCUGAAGUUAUUCGUAUGUCUGGCGAUGGAUUGCUAAUAAACCACGAAUCCUCUUCCUAUAUGACUUACUGCUUGGAAGAUGCUCAGGGUUAUCGAACUGUCAUUGACAAUCGAACUGUCGCAUUCUCCAAGGAGUGGGAUCCUUCAAUUUUGCGAUCGCCAUCUACAGGCAAACUUGUGCAAUACAUAAUUGGCGACGGUUGUCACGUUUUAGAAAACGAAAUCUAUGCCCUUGUGGAGGUAAUGAAGCUGGUUCUUGAAUUGCGAGCACCUGCUUCCGGUGUCCUUUUCCAUCUCCGAAGUGUUGGAGCCGUUCUUGAACCUGGCGCUCCUAUCGGUAGACUCCAAUUAGAUGAUCCUCAACAAAUCCAGAACCUGGAACUCUUCACCGGCCAAUUGAUUCCCGUUCAUACAAGUGGAGGUGAUUCCUGCAGUUGUUCUGACUAUGUGGCUCCAUCCAUCAGUUCUCUUUUCUAUGGAGAAGAUGCGGCUUUCUCUAGAACUGACAUCAUUUUUAACACCUCAGAAAAUAGUUCUAAUACCCUUGCGACCAUGAUUUCAGAGGGUUCGGCUGUUCAUAGAGUUUUCAAUCGAUGCUUGCGAGAACUGGAAGAAGUCCUCCUGGGAUACGUCCUUCCGGAACCCUUUUUUUCUAAAUGGCUGAAACUCAAGUUGGAUGAGCUAUUCCAGUGUUUGAGGGAUCCUAAUUUACCUCUCUUGGAGCUUGAAGAUCUAGUCGCUCAACUCUCUGGACGUUUGCCGAUAUGUGUUGAGCAGCAGCUUCGAUUGAUCGCUGCCUCUUACUCAAAUCAGCUCACUUCGGUGCUAACAAACUUCCCUUCAGAAAAAAUUCUUCGUGUAAUUAAAGCUGGUUGUCCGAAAGUCUCGAAAGCGACGGAUGCUGCAAUCGCGGCUUAUCAAGAGCUCACCUCUCGAUUGGUUGAUCUUGUCAUACGUUUUGAAAGUGGUGUUAGGGGCAAUGCGUCAAGGGUUCUUGUGAAUCUCAUUUCUGCAUAUGUUGCUGUUGAACAGCAUUAUCAACAUGGACAAUAUGACCGUUGCAUGACGCUGCUGUUUUCCCGUCAAAAGGAAUCAACCGUUGGCAUAUGCAGUUGUGGAAGUGGUGGGGGUAGCACUGGAGACCUGUCCUCAACCACUGCAGACCUUCUUUCUCACCUCUCAAGUUCCCCUAGUCUCCCCGAGUGGAUCAAAAGCUUGGCAGAUCCCACUGUUGUUGCUGAUGUGGUCGCUGUCCAUUUCUCACAUCAUCACUUAGCUGCGAAAAACGCUCUUAUUUGCGGCCUGAUUGAGAGGAGUGAGGAGAUGCGAGAAGAGUUGUUUCCAAGGCUCUCCAAGGAUCUAUUCAAUUCGGUCACCGCUCUCACUCAACUAGGACAGUCAGAAAACGCUAAAGUGGCUCUCUCGGCAAGGAAAUUCCUCAUUUCGUCCCAGUCUCCACCCUAUGAGCUUAGAAGGAACCAAGUCGAAUCGUUAAUCCUCUCUGCCAUCAGUACAUUUGGUGACAGUAAUUCAACAGCGGAGAACUUGCAACGCCUGAUCACAUCCGAGACCUCGGUGUUUGACGUUCUGCUGGAGUUUUUCUACCAUCAGAAUCCCAGUGUUGUCAAUGCAGCAUUGGAGGUUUAUGUGCGGCGGGCGUACAUCACUUAUGAGCUGACUGGUCUUCAGCAUGCUUUGAUCACACCAACUAGUGACAAGACUACCACUGCUCAUGCCAUGUUCUUCCGAUUCCUUCUUCCUAAUGCCACAAUGCAGAACAAACUCUGGAAGCGUGCAAUGCAAGUCAAGUGCGUAGCCUCAACGGAAUCCGAAUCUCCCACACCCAAAUACUAUAUUGGUAACACCGAAAGCUCUACUAGUCUUAUAGGAGAAGCCUCUACCACUUUCGGUGGUUCUGAAGCCAUCUUCGAUCUCCCUAGCGCCUCAUCUGAAGCAUGUGAUUAUGAAAUCGUUGACAUCACUCAUCACCCUGACUUGAACUCCUGGUUUAUGUCCGAUAGCAAGAUUCCCCAAUGCAUUCGUUCCUCCACAGAUCUCUUUCAUCAAGCCUCCGUGUUUGAGGGAAGUGAACAACAAGGAAGUGUUCCUCGCAACUUCUCCGUAGUUGAUAUUCCCUCUCAUGGAGUCUCAGAAGAAUGGCGAAAACACGAAAUUCACAGUCGAGAGAGGCUUGGGGCUAUUGUUGUCUUUAACUCCUUUGAACAUAUGAAGCUAUCCUUCUCGGCGUUUAUGAUCCGCUAUGAACAGAAACAAAAAAUCAUGAUGAUGGAUAGGAGAGUAGGUGGUCGACGUCAGGGCAGUUUUCCAACAAGCGCAACUUGCGUGAAUAGUGAUGUGGCUCCUCAGGGUCAUUCCUUCGGAACCGCAAAUAUGAAUGAUGAACCGCUGAAUGUAAUGAAUAUCGGGAUUAGAUGGCCACCCGAAGGGCAAGAGGAACCGAGUGAGGAGGCAACAGUGAGAUUAUUGGAAGGAUUCUGUCAGGAACAGUGCGAGAGACUGAAAUCAGUUGGUAUCCGACGUAUCACCUUCAUGCUCAUCACGCCGGGCAAAUUCCCACUCCUAUUCAACUACCGUGCACGCGACAACUACAAGGAGGAUCGAGUGUACCGAAACCUGGAGCCCGCUCUCGCUUUCCAAAUGGAAAUCAGUCGAUUACAGAACUACGACCUCGAACCCAUCCCGGUUCCUAAUCGCCGGAUGCAGAUAUACUUCGGUCAAGCUAAGAUCUCGCAAGGUCAAGGUGCAGUAGACAAUCGAUUUUUCGUCCGUAGUAUGAUCCGCCAUGCAGAUUUUGUUUCAAAGGAAUCCUCCUUUGAGUAUCUUCGCUCUGAAGCUGAGCGUACUCUCUUGGAAGCCAUGGACACACUGGAAAUGGCCUUCUCUCAUCCAAAGGCAAAUUUCACAACUGGGAACCACAUAUUCUUAAAUUUCGCACCUACACUAUUAUUGGAGGAUAUCGCUCUAUUACAGAGCACUGUUAGGAGUACAAUUUUACGAUAUGCGACGAGAUUGAUUAAAUUACGUGUCAAGCAGGCUGAAUUGAAAUUAGUGAUUCGACACAGUAAAAACGGGCCGCUUAUCCCAAUUCGACUAAUUAUCUCAAACGAACAGGGCUACAGUCUUGUGCUUGAGCUAUAUCGUGAAGUGCCUAAUCCCCGAACCGGCGCGAUCCAUCUCAUUUCCUAUGGCAAACGAAUUGGAUCUUUGCAUGGUACUCUUGCGUCAGCUCCUCAUCAAACAAAGGACUUCCUACAAUUGAAGCGCUUCCAAGCUCAGAAAUACAGCUCAACUUACGUCUAUGAUUAUCCUGUGUUAUUUGGGCACGUCCUUGAGGAAGUUUGGAACUAUUUCGGGGGCUCUCCUCCCGUUUUAUCGUCUUCUGCCGAACCUGCAAAUGAUAAAGCCCGGGAUCCUGACUCUGGAAAGAACUUUAUCACAUGCAAAGAGUUGUGCCUUAACUCUGAUGGAGAGCUUGUGCAUAUAGGAAUGGUUGUGUGGCAUAUUGUGAUUAGAACUCCAGAGUAUCCAGAAGGUCGUCCCAUGAUUGUAAUCGCCAACGAUGUUACUCAUAAUGCUGGUUCGUUUGGACCUUGCGAAGAUCUUGUCUUCUAUAGAGCUAGUGAAUUGGCACGACGACUGGGUAUUCCGAGAAUUUUCCUCGCUGCCAACACAGGUGCUCGAAUUCGCUUGGCUGAGGAGGUCAAAGCUGCUUUCAAGGUCGCAUGGGUGGACGAGACUAAUCCUGUAAUGGGCUUUAACUACCUCUAUCUGACUCCCGAAGAUUAUGAACGACUUAAAAAGGUAAACUCCGUAAACUGUGAGAAGAUCGUUGAAGCAAACGGGGAGGAACGUUAUAAGUUAGUUGACAUUAUUGGAAAGGAUUUCGACAUUUCCGCUGAAAACCUUCGUGGUUCAGCUCUAAUUGCCGGCGAGACAGCUCAAGCUUACGAAGAAUGCUUUACUCUGAGUGUUGUAACAAGCCGAACAAUCGGUAUCGGUGCUUACCUAGUUCGUCUAGGACAACGAGUUAUACAAGUUGAAAACUCCCAUAUCAUACUCACUGGUGCAAUGGCCUUGAAUAAACUUCUUGGCAGACAAGUCUAUGCUGGAAACGGCCAACUUGGAGGUGUUCAAGUCAUGGCCAACAAUGGUGUUUGCCACAUCGUUGUUCCUGAUGAAUACAAUGCUCUGAAACAAGUGGUCAAUUGGCUUUCAUUUGUUCCUAUUUCUCGUGGAGCUCGAUUACCUUUACUUAGACUACCUCAUCCUGAUCAUAUCGAUAGAAUCGUUGAGUACACACCUUCUAGGGAGCGUACAAAUGAUGACCCAAGAUGGAUGUUCACUGGAGUAAUGAGUGGUCAACUGCAAACAACUUCAAAAACUGCUCCCACAGAACCACGAACCGAUCAAACAUUUUUGUCAGGCUUCUUUGAUCGUGGCACUUGGCAGGAGGCACUAGGAGCUUGGGCCGCUGGUGUGAUUGUGGGCCGUGCAAGACUCGGAGGUAUACCCUGCGGUGUGAUCACUCCGGAAACCCGAGUCUCGGUGUGUCGAGUGCCAGCGGAUCCCGCUAACCCUGCCUCUGAGGCCCAGACUAUUAAUCAAGCAGGUCAAGUAUGGUAUCCGGACUCAUCCUAUAAAACAGCGCAAGCUAUUGCUGAUUUCGCCCGAGAGGAGAUUCCUCUCUUUGUGUUUGCGAAUUGGAGAGGCUUUUCUGGCGGACUGAAGGAUAUGUAUGAUCAGGUGCUGAAAUUCGGUGCCAUGAUCGUUGAAUCCCUCCGAACAUAUCCCGCUCCAGUGUUUGUCUACUUGCCUCCUCACGCCGAACUACGUGGAGGUGCUUGGGUAGUUAUCGAUCCGGCGAUUAAUCCCGAUUGCAUGGAGUUCUUCUGUACUCCGCGAACAUGCCGUGGUGGUGUGCUUGAACCGGAGGGCACAGUUGAAAUCAAGUACCGAACACCCGACCUCCUUGCAACUAUCAAUCGACUUGAUGAUCAGUGUGCCCAGUUAGUGGGAGAGAUCGCCGCGGCUAAAUCUGCAACUCCACAAUCGUUUAUUGCUGUGAAAGAACUGCAGGAUAAGUUAAAGAAAAGGCAACAGGAUCUGCUUCCUAUCUAUCAACAGGUUGCUCAUCACUUUGCCGAUCUUCAUGACACGCCAGGACGUCUAGUGGCACGAGGCCUUGUUCACGGUCUCGUUGAGUGGCAAUCUUCACGUGCCUUCUUCUUCGCUCGUCUAUCACGACGCCUUUUGGAACAGGAGGUCGUCAAACGUCUCCAACGCGCUUACAAUCCAACGGUUUUCCCUAAUGCGAGCUCCUCUCAUCAAGCCCUCCACGAUCCGCUUGUCUAUAGAGAAAAACCACAAUCCAAUUCCCCGGCUGUCUUGGAAAAACCUAUUCUCAGUCCUCCUGUAACCGAAAUAAGUUCAGCAACUGAUGUCACCGAAAAUCUACUAACUUCUCCAGAGCUUGCAUGCAAACUGAUCAGUGAGAUAGUCGGGGAUUUUGUUGCAAAGGAUAAUGGAAUUUACUCCAUGGCAGAAACCGAAUAA